Messenger RNA from Schistocerca gregaria, 2214 nucleotides. Its product is annotated as polyglutamine-repeat protein pqn-41-like. The coding region runs from base 1 to 2214 and encodes 737 amino acids. The transcript is spliced from 7 exons. Lineage: Eukaryota; Metazoa; Arthropoda; Insecta; Orthoptera; Acrididae. The record is from RefSeq and is a predicted model, not a curated record.
AUGUGCGAGCGAGUCGGCCGGGCGCUGCAAAAACGGCCCGUCGCAGCGGAGAGGCCGCCUGCGGGCGCCCACGCCGCUUCCCACGAGGGCGCCGGGCUACCUGCUGGCGGCGCCGCGCCGCCCUGGACAGCCCUCGCGCGCGUCACAUUCCUGGCCGCAGCUCGUCCGUCAGCGUGGCCGCUGCCACGCAAUUACCUGAUAAACUCCGCGCAUCGCCCCGGUGUCACGUUGCCCGCAGCUCGUUACGUCGCCUCCCUCGCGCGCCCCCGGGCCCGCCCCACCACUGAUUCGCUGCUCGGCAGGAAAUCCUCCGCUUGCCAGCCCUCCAGCAGCGGCGGUCCAGCCAGCCAGCCAGCCAGACAGUCCUCCAGCAGCAGCAGCGGACCGGACGAGCAGCAGCGGUCCAGCCAUGCAGUAAGAGUCCAGCCGUGCAGCAGCAGCAGCGGACCCGGCCAGCAGCAGCGGUACAGCUGGCAGAAGAGGUCCAACAGUGCACGGCGGUCCAGCCAUCCACAUAGCCAGCCAGCCAGCCAGCAAGCCAGCCAUCCAGCAGCAGCAGCAGAAGCAGCAGCAGUCCCGGCCAGAAGCAGCGGUCAGCCGGCAGCAGCCGGCUUGCCCUCCCACAGGGGCGGUCCAGCCAGCCAGCCAACCAGCCAGCCAGCCCUCCAGUGGCAGCAGCAGCAGACCUGGCCAGCAGCAGCGGUCCAGCCGUGCAGUAACAGUUCAGCCGUGCAGCAGCAGCAGCAGCUGCAGAGGUCCCGGACAGCAGCAGGGGUCCAGCCGUGCAGUAAUGGUCCAGCCGUGCAGCAGCAGCAGCAGCAGCAGCAGCGGUCCAGACAGCAGCAGGGGUCCAGCCAGCCGCAGCCAGCCAGCCUCCAGCAGCGGUGGUCAAGCCAACCAGCCAGCCCUCCAGCCGUGCAGCAGCAGCAAAAGUCUAGAUGGCAGAAGCAAGCCAGCCCUCCAGCAUCGGCGGUCAAGCCAGCCAGCCAGCAAGCCAGCAAGCAAGCCAAACAGCCAGCCAGCCAGCAUUCCAGCAGCGGUGGUCCAGCCAGCCAGCCAGCCAGCCCUCCAGCCAGCCUUCCAGCAGCAGCAGCAGCACAAGCAGCGGUCACAGACGGCAGCAGCACUCCAGCCAUGCUCAGCGGUGCAGUCGGCAGCAGCCUGCCAGCCCUCCAGCAGCAGCGGUCCAGCCAGCGAGCCACCCAUCCAGCCAUCCCUCCAGCAGCAGCAGCAGCAGUGGACCUGGCCAGCAGCAGCGGUCCAGCAAGCAGCAGCCAGCCAGCCAGCCAGCCAGCCCUCCAGCAGCAGCAGCAGCAGUCCCGGCCAGCAGCAGCAGUCCAGCCGGCAGCAGCCAGCCAGGCCUCCAGCAGCGGCGGUCCAGCUAGCAAGCCAGCCAGCCAGCCAGCCAGCCAGUCAGCCAGCCAGCCAGCCAGCCAGCCAGCCCUCCAGCAACCGCAGCAGCAGCGGUCCCAGAUAGCAGCAGCGGCCCAGCCGGCAGCAGCCAGCCAGCCCUCCGGCAGCGAUGGUCAGCCAGUCGGCCAGCCAGCCACCCAGCCAGCCAGCCAGUCAGCCCUCCAGCAGCUGCAGCAGCAGCGGUCCCGACCAGCAGCAGUGGUCCAGCCAUGCAGUAACGGUCCAGCUGUGCAGCAGCAACAGCAGCAGCAGCAGCAGCAGCAGCAGCAAUCCCAGCCACAGCAACAGCAGCAGCAGAAGCAGCAGUCCCAGAAAGUAGCAGCGGUCCAGCCAGCAGCAGCCAGCCAUAUUCCAGCAGCGGCGGUCCAGCCAGCCAGCCAGCCAGUCCUGCAGCAGCAGCAGCGGUCCCAGCCAGCAGCAACGGUCCAGCCAGCAGCAGUCAACCAGCCCUCCAGAAGCGGCAGUCAAGCCAGCCAGCCAGCCAGCCAGCCACAGCAGCAGCUGCUGCAGUGGUCCCGGCCAGAAGCAGCGGUCCAGCCGUGCAGUAACAGUCCAGUCAUGCAGCAGCAGCAGCAACAGCAGUGCUCCCGGCCAGUAGCAACGGUAAGGCCGGCUGCAGCGAGCCAGUCAGCCCUCCAGCACCAGCAGCAGCAGCAGUCACUGCCAGCAGCAGCUGUCCAGCAGGCAGCAGACAGCCAGCACUUUAGCAGCGGUGGUCCAGCCAUCCAGCCAGCCAGCCUGCCGACCAGCCAGCCCUCCAGCAGCAGCAGGAACAGCAGCAGCAGUGGUCCCGGCCAGUAG